Molecule: messenger RNA, 2824 nt
Organism: Falco peregrinus (peregrine falcon)
Lineage: Eukaryota; Metazoa; Chordata; Aves; Falconiformes; Falconidae
Gene: ARRDC2
Product: arrestin domain containing 2
Exons: 8
Coding region: 243-1448 (401 amino acids)
Biological process (GO): protein transport
Cellular component (GO): cytoplasm; plasma membrane
Source: RefSeq, a predicted model, not a curated record
CUCAGCACAGCAUCAGCCUCAUGCAUGUGAGGUCAACGCUGAAGCAUCACUGCAAAGCAGGGUCUCAGUCCAGCCCUGGGGAAGAUUAGGCCAGUUAGAGGCAGAGAUAAAUUAGGGGAUCUUGGUGUAGCCUUUGAUCUUUCCUCCGUUCCCUGGAGGGCUGCACAGCUGCCUGUCCCGCUCCCCUCGGCCCAGGCAGGGACUGACCUCCUGGAGCUGCUGGAUAAGUGGGACCAGCAGGGAUGCAGCCCCUGGGGCGCGUGCAGAGCUUGGCAGUGGAGCUGGAGGAUGGGCAGGUGUGGGGUGCCUACAGCAGUGGGGAGCUGCUGCAUGGCCGGGUGCAGCUGGAGCUACGCAGCCCGCUGCAGCUACGGGCUCUGGAAGUGUACGCUCGCGGCUGCGCUGCCGUGCACUGGCUGGAGAGCAGCAGCGUGGGGCUCAGUAUCAUCUACCGUGACUACACAGCCUACCAGACCUUCCUGUACCGCCGCUGCCAGCUCAUCCCUGACAACGGUGAAGUCACUGUCCUGCAGGCAGGAAGGCACGAGUUCCCCUUCACUUUCCAGCUCCCUGAGACCCUGGCUACCUCCUUUGAGGGAAAGCACGGCAGCGUGCGCUACUGGGUGAAAGCCAAACUGCACAGACCCUGGUCGACAGUGAAGAAAGUGAAGAAGGAGUUCACUGUGAUUGAACCCAUAGACAUCAACACGCCUGCGCUGCUGGCUCCCCAGGCAGGUGCUAAGGAGAAACUUGCUCGUGCCUGGUACUGCAAUCGUGGCCAGGUUUCUGUGACCGCCAAGAUUGACCGAAAAGGCUACACCCCAGGUGAGGUCAUCCCUAUCUUUGCUGAGAUUGACAACUGCACUAGCCGGGCAGUGGUGCCCAAGGCGGCCAUCAUCCAGACUCAGACCUUCAUUGCUCGGGGCACGAAGAAGCAGAAGAAGUCGGUGGUGACCAGCAUCGUUGGUGAUUCCAUUGCAGCAGGGAAGCGGGAAGUGUGGCAUGGGCGGGCGCUGAAGAUCCCACCGGUGGGGCCAUCCAUCCUCCAGUGCCGCAUCAUCCAGGUGGAAUAUUCUCUGAAGGUUUGUGUGGAUAUUCCUGGGACGUCCAAGCUGCUCCUUGAACUGCCGCUUGUCAUCGGCACCAUCCCGCUGCAUCCGUUCGGCAGCCGCACAUCCAGCGUCAGCAGCCAGUACAGCGUCAACCUGGACUGGCUGAGCUCCAUCCCAGAGCAGGCAGAGGCUCCCCCUGAAUACUCUGCGGUCGUGUCCAGCCCGGAGGCUGAGCAGAGCCUGGCUCCACCGUGCCGCAGUGAACUUGGUGGCAUCCUAGAAGGUCCCUUUUUUGCCUACAUCCAGGAGUUUCGCUUCCGACCACCUCCGCUGUAUUCAGAGAUUGACCCCAAUCCCCCUUCAGACAACAUCCGUCCACGCUGCAUGACCUGUUGAGAGAAGCGCAUGGGAUGCAGUUGACAGCGUGGCGACCCCUUGGGAUGAAAGCUUGUACCCUCACAGCACUUCGGUCUGGAAAUGGGGACGUGGCAGCUGUGAGACCAGAGCCCCUGCGGCACCGAGACCCCGGCUCCGCUCACUGCCCUCAACUGCUCUUGUCGUGACUGUCCUACAGACUGCCACUAAGUGUGAUGGUGUGGACUUGGGCGUGGACUUGGGCAUGGUAGAACACGUGAGACUCCAUGGUGUGGAGCGGCUCCAUGUGUGAUGGGGCAGGACACGGAGGGUUAAGAACUGCCCCAAGAUUUUGGGGUUAAAACGGGAUAUUCAGCAUGAGCCAAGAUUCCUGCAGUGGCUGUGCUCUGACAACUCCUGUCAUGGAAAACAGGAGCUUGGAGGUAUUUCUCAGGAUUAGCAGAGAAUAAUUUAACAUUGCUGGGCUUUGUGUCCCAUGGUGAUGCAGGUGGAGCCCUUCUCCCGCAGUGGCUCACCAGGAUCGCACUUCCCUAAGAAAGUCAAAGGUCUUUCUGGGCAGAUGAAGCAGAGACUUUGUCUGCUGCUAAUAAUCCUUGCUACCAGCCUGGUGAUGCCUUCAGGGGAACAGUUUGAACUAGUCCACUGAAACAAAAGGCUUCCAUGGGCUGUUUCCGAGGUCUUGGGGGAAUCUGUGAUCUGUGGCAUUCUUUUGGUGCUCUUUACCCAGAACAGGAAAGCUGGUUGCUGUGUGUCAGCACCAAACUGGCACAAUGUGCUGAUGCCUCCCCUGUGAUGGGACUGAAUCCCCCACCCCCCGCCCAAACUGCGGUGCUGCCACAUGGCUGUGGAGGCUGUCGCUCUGCCAUCUCCCCGGUGGCCAAGGAAAAGAGAAGGAAGCCCAGUCCAGGGCUGGUGGCAGCCACAAAUGCUGGUGAGAGAUGUGGAGUUGAAAGGAGUCCUUCAGGGCCAGGAGUCCUGCUCAGGAUGGGCUUGAUCCUGCAUGCGUAGAGGGGUCAGUGGCCUCAGUGCAGUGAGGACACAGCAGCAACCGGCACUCAGCCGUGUAGGAGCUGGUGAGCCGGGUGUUGGAGCAAGAAUCGCUGGAGCCUGCAUGCUGGGGGCUGACCCCACUUGCUCCAGCGUGACCUGAGCAGAGUUUGGGUGCUGAGGACCUUUGCAUUCCCUCACUGAGACAAUCCUGCCUGCGGAGCUGCUUGUUUCCCCACUCACAACCAAAGCCAAGCGUGCCUUAGCCUCCGUGCUGUGGCUGCGCUCUGCUUGCUGGGGAUUGCUCAGAUGAUUUUUUUUUUUCCUAUCUGUGAACACUUUUGUAAUGACCACUCUUGUCUCUAUUCUUUUUGUACAAAUUUUUGUUGGAAAUAAAUUCUUUAAACUCA